AUGACAUUAGAAAAAGCCACAGCAAGCAUCGUUCCAUUAGUUUCUGGUAUUAUAGAUUAUGUUGUUUUAGUAAAACAAUAUUGUAAUCGUUAUUCACCUAUUUUAACACGGGAUGAAUCAGCACCAAUCUAUCUUUACUCAAUGCAGACAGAGUUCUUUUCCUCUCUGAACAAAGCACUUCGGGAUCAAAAACGACAUUUACUAAAGCCAUGGUUCCCUUACUUGAAACUAUUUCUUAAUGCUCGCGAAAGGCUACCGUUCUAUUAUGAUACUGUUUGGCGAGGUGUUUCGGGUGAUUUCGAUGCCAGUUGUCUUCAUAAUGAUCUGCAAACUUGGUGGAGUGUAAACUCUUGCUCAAAAGCCUUUAAUGUCAUUGAAGCAUUUGUUGGUGGAAAAGGAGUUGUAUUUGCCAUAAAAGUUAGUCACGGUAAAGAUAUUUCUGCUUCUAUGGCAAUGAAAGACGAACAAGAAGUUAUCCUUAAGCCUGGGAUGGGGGCUACAGUAUUUAUGAAGAACAAACCUCUCGACUUUGAUAGUCCCCAUGUUGGAAAAACCGGAGUAAAAUUGACGGUUUACCGUGAUUUUACCGCGGUAAACCGGGGCUUUCGGGAAACACCGCGGUUUACCGCCGGUAUUUUUCGAUUAACCGGUUCGCUGAGCGUUUAUAAAAAAUUGUUGCUAAAAGUCAUUGAUCGGGCUAUUUUAGGCAUCUUUUUUUCCUAUA
This is a messenger RNA of Rotaria socialis, 724 nucleotides long. NCBI's taxonomy places the organism in Eukaryota, Metazoa, Rotifera, Eurotatoria, Philodinida, Philodinidae. The record is from the annotation of a GenBank genome assembly.